Messenger RNA from Pongo pygmaeus (Bornean orangutan), 2394 nucleotides. It is a transcript of the gene FOXC2, whose product is annotated as forkhead box C2. NCBI's taxonomy places the organism in Eukaryota, Metazoa, Chordata, Mammalia, Primates, Hominidae. The transcript has 3 exons. The coding region runs from base 485 to 1990 and encodes 501 amino acids. The record is from RefSeq and is a predicted model, not a curated record. Gene Ontology annotation, biological process: anatomical structure morphogenesis; cell differentiation; regulation of transcription by RNA polymerase II. Gene Ontology annotation, molecular function: RNA polymerase II cis-regulatory region sequence-specific DNA binding; DNA-binding transcription factor activity, RNA polymerase II-specific.
GGGACUUGGCCUCUUUUUCUGGGCUCAGCGGGGCAGCCGCUCGGACCCCGGCGCGCUGACCUUCGGGGCUGCCGAUUCGCUGGGGGCUUGGAGAGCCUCCUGCGCCCCUCCUCGAGCGGGCCGAGAGUCUACCUGGGUCCCCAGGCCGCGGCGUCUCCGCUGGGUCCGCGGCCGCCCGCCUGCCCGCGCUGCCGCCGCCGGGUCCUGGAGGCCAGCUGGGAGCGGGGCCGGCGCUGCGCUCGCCCGGGGCGAGCCCUCCAGGAUGCCGAUCCGCCCGGUCCGCUGAAAGCGCGCGCCCCUGCUCGGCCCGAGCGCCGCCGCCCGCGCCCCCUCGCCCCGGAGGCUGCCAGGAGCCCGGGGCCGCCCCUCCCGCUCCCCUCCUCUCCCCCUCUGUCUCUCUCGCACUCUCUCGCUCUCGGGGCCCCCUCGCUUCCCCGGCCGCAGUCCGUGCGCGCGGGCGCCGGCGAGCCGUCUCGGAAGCAGCAUGCAGGCGCGCUACUCCGUGUCCGACCCCAACGCCCUGGGAGUGGUGCCCUACCUGAGCGAGCAGAAUUACUACCGGGCUGCAGGCAGCUACGGCGGCAUGGCCAGCCCCAUGGGCGUCUAUUCCGGCCACCCGGAGCAGUACAGCGCGGGGAUGGGCCGCUCCUACGCGCCCUACCACCACCACCAGCCCGCGGCGCCUAAGGACCUGGUGAAGCCGCCCUACAGCUACAUCGCGCUCAUCACCAUGGCCAUCCAGAACGCGCCCGAGAAGAAGAUCACCCUGAACGGCAUCUACCAGUUCAUCAUGGACCGCUUCCCCUUCUACCGGGAGAACAAGCAGGGCUGGCAGAACAGCAUCCGCCACAACCUCUCGCUCAACGAGUGCUUCGUCAAGGUGCCCCGCGACGACAAGAAGCCCGGCAAGGGCAGUUACUGGACCCUGGACCCGGACUCCUACAACAUGUUCGAGAACGGCAGCUUCCUGCGGCGCCGGCGGCGCUUCAAAAAGAAGGACGUGUCCAAGGAGAAGGAGGAGCGGGCCCACCUCAAGGAGCCGCCCCCGGCGGCGUCCAAGGGCGCCCCGGCCGCCCCCCACCUAGCGGACGCCCCCAAGGAGGCCGAGAAGAAGGUGGUGAUCAAGAGCGAGGCGGCGUCCCCGGCGCUGCCGGUCAUCACCAAGGUGGAGACGCUGAGCCCCGAGAGCGCGCUGCAGGGCAGCCCGCGCAGCGCGGCCUCCACGCCCGCCGGCUCCCCCGACGGCUCGCUGCCCGAGCAUCACGCCGCGGCGCCCAACGGGCUGCCUGGCUUCAGCGUGGAGAACAUCAUGACCCUGCGAACGUCGCCGCCGGGCGGAGAGCUGAGCCCGGGGGCCGGACGCGCGGGCCUGGUGGUGCCGCCGCUGGCGCUGCCCUACGCCGCCGCGCCGCCCGCCGCCUACGGCCAGCCGUGCGCUCAGGGCCUGGAGGCCGGGGCCGCCGGGGGCUACCAGUGCAGCAUGCGAGCCAUGAGCCUGUACACCGGGGCCGAGCGGCCGGCGCACAUGUGCGUCCCGCCCGCCCUGGACGAGGCCCUCUCCGACCACCCGAGCGGCCCCACGUCGCCCCUGAGCGCUCUCAACCUCGCCGCCGGCCAGGAGGGCGCGCUCGCCGCCACGGGCCACCACCACCAGCACCACGGCCACCACCACCCGCAGGCGCCGCCGCCCCCGCCGGCUCCCCAGCCCCAGCCGACGCCGCAGCCCGGGGCAGCCGCGGCCCAGGCGGCCUCCUGGUAUCUCAACCACAGCGGGGACCUGAACCACCUCCCCGGCCACACGUUCGCGGCCCAGCAGCAAACUUUCCCCAACGUGCGAGAGAUGUUCAACUCCCACCGGCUGGGGAUUGAGAACUCGACCCUCGGGGAGUCCCAGGUGAGUGGCAAUGCCAGCUGUCAGCUGCCCUACAGAUCCACGCCGUCUCUCUAUCGCCACGCAGCCCCCUACUCCUACGACUGCACGAAAUACUGACCUGUUCCGGGACCUCCCCUCCCUGGCCCGCUCUGGCUUCGCUUCCCAGCCCCGACCCAACCAGACAGUUAAGGGGCUGCAGAGACGCAAAAAAGAAACAAAACAUGUCCACCAACCUUUUCUCAGACCCGGGAGCAGAGAGCGGGCACGCUAGCCCCCAGCCGUCUGUGAAGAGCGCAGAAACCACCCAGUUGGAGGGGGCUGCCUGAAGGACCGGACCAUGAGCUUGCUGUGAUGCAUUUUGUUAAAUGCAGAAAAACAUGCUAAUUGUCAAAACAAACAGUGCCACUCCAUCUCAGUGUCCAGCCAUCCCCAAUUUAGGAGGUGAAGGAAGGGAAGAAUAAACAUUUCCCGUUUGCUAACUGCAACCCAGGGGCUAAGUCAACAUAUAACAGCAAACUUAC